CGUCCCGCCCCCUCCUCUGAGUGACAGGACCGUGGACAGCAACAUUUCCAGCCGGACACAUAGUUUGUUGGCCCUUGCGUUGGCUGAGCUGAGGUUAAGAAAAAGCAACCAAGAGUAUUAUUAUUGGUAUCUGGAGUUAAAUUUGCCAGGAAUGCAAGCACAGCUUCCUCAGUAAAGAUCUUGCCUUUGGAAACAUCUUACCCCUUGACAUCUCUCCAGAGUUAAGACUUGGCAGCCUCAAGGACACAACACAAGCAGGCAUUUUGGAGAUCAAAGAUGGGGAGAAAAGAUGCCUCCACUAUAAAACUUCCUGUUGAUCAGUACAGAAAGCAAAUUGGUAAACAGGAUUAUAAAAAAACCAAACCUAUUUUACGAGCCACCAAAUUAAAAGCAGAAGCAAAGAAAACAGCAAUAGGAAUAAAGGAAGUUGGCCUUCUACUUGCAGCUAUAUUGGCCCUCCUACUGGCUUUCUAUGCUUUCUUUUAUCUCAGACUGUCCACAGACGUUGACCCUGAUCUGGAACCAGAUGAAGAUUAGUUGAGCAGCAAUCAAUGCAUGAAAAGGAUAUAAUUUUAUAAAAGCAUCUCUAGGGACCAAUACUUUCUGAAGUACUGAGACAGCAAGAUCUUGAAUUUUUUCUGCUGGUAUUUUCAGUUUGCAGAAAUAUCUUUUAAAAUGUUGCAUAGGAUAUCAAGAAAAGAACCUUACCUAGUAAUGUCGUAUGUGUGCUACCAGAUACUUUUAUAAAUCUUUCUACUUUGACAGGCAACCUCUUCAUGGUGCAUUUAGAUAAAGUGAAAAACAGAUCCUAAAUUCUUCAGAUGUCUUAGGCAAUUUAUGUGUAUAACUCCAUCACUUACAGAUUACUAAAUCUAUUUUUGUUCCAUAUACAUUCUAAGUAAAAGUAUAUAUCCUCAUUUACAGAAACAUUCUCUAGUCACAUUCAGAGCCUAAGAAGGAAUGAAAAGUCAUGGGAAAUUUUUCAUUUUACAGAGAAGCCCUGCUUUCUUUCCAGACGUAGUUUAUAUCAUUAGAGAGACAAUCUGCACAUACAUCUACAGUAAUCUUUUUCCUUCUUUGCCAACUGUUCAGUGCACAUGUGCUCCAUCAGAAAUGGCACCUGGAUGACAGAAGCUCAAAGAGUCACAUAUGUCUCUAAAAUAGAGUUGCUUUCCUCUUGGGCUGUCUGAACUGGUGUAAAUAGAAAGUUCAGUUGAUCUUGAUUUUAAUUAACUUAUUACUCUAUUAAUAUAAACUUGGAAUUCUAUUUUAAUUAUGUUGUCCUGUCUGCUUGCAGUACCAGUUUGCCCCUCUUGUUAAGGAGAUAUGUAGCAACCUGUUGUCUAAUUGUGCAGUCUUUUUCACACAACGGUAAUAGCAGAAGUCCUACCUACUCAGAGUCAUUUUCUUGGGUUGUCUCUUAUAUCUGAACAAUACAAAUUUGUUUUACAAAAUUGUAUUUUGUCUCUUGGGAAUUAAAUCAAUUAGAACCCUUUCAUGAAAAGUAGUAGAAGAAAAUAUAUGUCUUAUAUUACUCACAUAUGGAGUUUUUUGUUUAUAUGAUCUUUCAAGGUAUUUUACAUUUGUUGGAGUAUAAUGACUAAUAUAUUCAGUAUUUUUUACUGAUAAUGGAAUUUUUAAAUAAUUUUAUAACACAUGAAUACAUAAAGAUUAGAAAAUGGAAAAAUAUGUGUCCACAGCAGAGUUAGUUACUACCUUACAUAAAUAUGUAUAGAAAAUGAAUAGCUUGCAACAUGUGCAUAAGGUGUUUCAUAGUAAAUACAUUGUAAUUAUAAAGAGUAAAUAAAAUGUUAAGAUUGUUUCCAUACUCUCCAAGAGAAGAAAGUAUUGAUAAAUAUCCUAGAUAGUCUUUGAGACUUUUGCAGAUAGCUGAAUGUGGUUGUGUAGCAUUAUGUUCUGUAGAGUUUUUUCAAGUAGCAUAACUUAUUUCAUCAGUGUGAAAACAGCCAAAAGUUCCAGUAUCCUCACAGAUCAUUUAUGCCAAACAUCUGAGGGCAAAAUUUAGCCAGUGCUGUUUCCUGGAUUCUUCCCCUUGAAAUCACAAACUUAAGAGACAGACCAAGAGUUCCUAUACACUCACCACAGUGGACAAAUCCAAGUGGCAUUUUUAGGAAAGGUUGCAGCAUUUAAUGCCAUGUGGUAUGUCUGUUUGUGAAGUGGGUGGCAAGAGAAUAUCCAAGCUGGCAUUUUGGAUAUGAUGGGUCUUUUACUUUCCUGAGUGACAUGCCACAUGUCAAGAAAUACUGCUUUCCCCCACUCCUAUCACAUUUAUGUGAACAAUCUUCAUUUAGUUAUUUCCCCUCCCAUCUGGUGUUAAAUACAGUCAUAUAAAAUAAAGAUUAUUUCUAAUUUCAGUGGUAAUUUAAAUGCAAGGAUAUGUAAUAAUUGUCUAUUAGAUAACUAGCCAACUGAGAUAUAACAGAAUUUACAAUAUUUAAAAUAGAUGAUUGUACUCUUGGAAAUGUUUGAAAAUUCAUUACCCUGAAAAAAAAGAAAAAAAACAACUUUACUAUCCUGUUCUACUCUUGAGGUAUUCUUUGGAGGAAAAAUAUUGUUUCUGAUAGUAAUGAAUAUUAGCCUAAACACAGCAUAACUAACUUAACUGAUUAACUUAUGGUAAGUCCCAAAGGCUAAACUCUGAUUUUAAUAAAUAGCAGGUAAAGUGAGACAAUGUAUGUCUACAAAAUAAUGUUGUUGUGAAAUGCACAUUUUUCAAACUCACAUUAACUGGGAAGCAGCCAAUCCUCUGUAGAGAAAUCCCAAGUUGAAGUCUGGUUUGAAUCUUUGAAGACAGAGAGGUGAUAUCUGGCCUGCAGGGGACUACACUUUUAAAUAGUGAGUGGUAUUUGGCAUAAAUCUGAGACUGGCACCAUACAAAUUUUAGGCAUGGUUUUUUCCCCUCCAAUAAUUCACUGCUCAGAGUAAUUCAGAAGACAAAAACAAAAACAAAAAUUUAAUAACUUUUCAGAAUGUUAGGAUCUAUCUGUUAACAUACUCUUUCUGCAGAAGAAAUUUCAACUAAUGCAGCUAGACUUAACGUACAACCUAUAGAAUACUGUGAAUGAAGUUUGAAUGAUUGCUGGUUCUUAUAUUGCAUGAAAAAUACAGAAUAUGUAAAUUCAUUUGAGAGGCGAUGUUGUAAAAAUAUAACCUCAUCUAGAAUUUCUUUUAAAACAAAUGUGCUAAAAUCCUAUUUUAGUACCAGAAUGAGGUUUGUUGUUGUUUUAAGGUGACAAAAUAUUUGAAGAUUUUCCAAUCUUUUUCAAUUUUUUGUAAAUGUAGGUGAAAUACUCCCACUCCAACCAAGGAUUACGAAAUCCUGAGAAUAUGUUCUUAUUCAUUUCUGUAAUUCCAGUAGUGUAGUGGUCUGCACAUUUUUAAUAAAUGCAUGUUAGAAUUUAAGUUAAUCUCUUUCAGUCCUCUCAGACCCUGGCACAGUUCUUGCAUGUAACAGAUGAUCAAAAAUUAUUUGCAUUUAAUAAAUAAAACUUGAAAAUCACAAUAUUGAUCAACUCAGCAUUUAGCAUUUAUGGUUUUGGUUGUAUUGGGACACAUAUACAUUGAAUCCUGGUUCUCUUUAAGAUCAAGACAACUAUCAUUAAAUUUGCUACAGAACAGAAACGUUGCUCUUUUCUAUGAAAUCAAAUAUGCUGUUUUCACCUUAGUAUUGUUAAAAAUCAUACUUAUUGUUUUAAAUUUAACUUAGUCUAAAUCUUCACUCCCAUUGAAAAUAAAACUAAAUUUUCAUUAUAGUGCUUAUAUUUAUGUGAAAACUAAAGUGUUAUAUUUUCCAGAUUCUAAAAUUAUAUAGUCAUUGAUAAUUCUGUAGAUCAAGUUAUGCUUUAGAUAAGCUUCAGAAAUAAAAUUCUAGAAAUUAAACUGAAAUCUUAAUGUAUUUCCUCCAUAACAUACGGUUAUUGAGCCAGAGACUAUCUAAGAUAAACCUUUAUGUUUUUCUUACCAACAAUUAGGUUUCUUUACACUUACCUGAGGCUUCUCUGGGGAGAUUCUCACCACUUUUCCCUUAGCACCACUGCCUUCUUUUAUUAGAAUUGCUCCAAUGCAGCCUGGAUAGAAUGUUUGGUAGAUUUUGUUCCAUUGACACCAUAUC
Molecule: messenger RNA, 4132 nt
Organism: Kogia breviceps (pygmy sperm whale)
Lineage: Eukaryota; Metazoa; Chordata; Mammalia; Artiodactyla; Physeteridae
Gene: TRIQK
Product: triple QxxK/R motif containing
Cellular component (GO): endoplasmic reticulum membrane
Source: RefSeq, a predicted model, not a curated record